AUGGAGGAUUGGGAGCAGACGGUAAAGGCGGUGGCAGCGUUCGCAAAGGACGCAACCGGUCGCCACCUUUCCAUCGAGACAAUAACAGCAAUCAUGAGAGCCGUGCAGAACGCAGCAGCUCCAGAAGCAGGAGCAAUGGUACCAGCUCCGAACUGGAACGCUACAGAACUCGACCCCUCCGAUGUUUUCGUACCAGGUCUUGCCAAGAAGGACAUAAGCUGGAGGGAAAUACCAAAAAUAUGCCGAGUGUGUAUGGUGCCUUCAGAAGACGGCUACAAUAUUUUUGAAUGCACAACAGAAUCCGGUAAUUCAAUUAAGGAAAUAAUUUCUCUAUGCACAGGAUUGGAGGUAUGCAAGGACGACUCCUUUCCGGAAACCAUUUGUCCAACAUGUCUGCAGGAUGCAAAGAAUGCAUUCGAGAUCAAAGGAGUGUACGAGAAGAGCCAAGUGUUCUACUGGCAACUACAAAGGGAGUACCUAAAGAAAUCGAAUGCGAUAUUGAAAUUUAGUCACAAUGGAAAGGAAAAUAAAUAUCAAAGAAUGAGGAAAAGUAUGGAAACAGACUGUGAAACAGCUCAGUCCAAAGAUGAUCUCUUGGAAACUGAUAAAAACCAGGAAAAUGAUAACAUGCCCAAACCCCAUAAUGAUUGCCUAGCUAAUAUCAUCGAAGAUAAAACCAAGAGACUUCGAGUGAUUAAACCUUACACGUGUCCUCAUUGUUCGAAGAUUUGUAAAGGAAAGACACACUACACGGAACAUUUGCGAGUGCACACUGGGGAACGGCCCUAUAAGUGUUCCCAGUGCUCCAAGUCCUUCAAAACGGUUGGCGUCCUUCACGUUCACCUGAAGGCGCAUACGGGAGAACGAUCCUACCUGUGUCCCCACUGCCCAAAGGCCUUUGUACAUUCUUCAACUCUUAAAAAUCACCUACAAACGCACCAGGAAGAACGGCCGUUCGCAUGCACCCAGUGUCCCUUGGCUUUUAAGAGAUCUAACUGUCUAAAGGCGCAUAUAAAAAGGCACACUGGAGCACGACCUUACAAGUGUUCCCACUGCUCAACGACUUUUAAGGAAAAAAGAAAUCUCGAUUCUCACUUGCGAAUACACAAAGGGGAGAAACCAUUCAAGUGUGCCCAAUGCCUGAAGGCUUUUUUUAGGAAUGACGAACUACAAAAGCACAUGCUGAUUCACACGGGAGAACGUCCCCACAAGUGCUCCCACUGCCCAAUGGCCUACAGAGACAAAGCCACUCUUCGGGAUCACUUGCGCACGAAGCACACAGGGGAGCGGCCCAUCAAGUGUUCCCUGUGCUCAGAGCGAUUUCCAACGCAUAGAGCUCUAGCAAAACACAUGCGAAAGGGACCUUUCACGUGUUCCCAGUGCGCAGAGACCCUUGCCACCCAUUCCAGUCUCAGGGACCACUUGCUAUCGCACAUUGAAGGGCCCAAUUCCAUAUGUUCCCAGGGCCCACCCAUCAAGUUGACGGCUUGAGCAACACUUGCUGUCACGCAGCGACAACUCUAGUGACCCCCGUGUUCGAAGGCAUUCAAAUUGAAUAAAGAUCUGAGGACACACUACCAAAUACACGCGCAUUGCUUGUCGUUCAGGUCAUGCGGCCAACCUGUGAGUUUA
Drosophila suzukii is the source of this 1632-nucleotide messenger RNA. Lineage: Eukaryota; Metazoa; Arthropoda; Insecta; Diptera; Drosophilidae. The record is from RefSeq and is a predicted model, not a curated record.